Messenger RNA from Nematolebias whitei (Rio pearlfish), 584 nucleotides. It is a transcript of the gene llph, whose product is annotated as LLP homolog, long-term synaptic facilitation factor. Gene Ontology annotation, cellular component: nucleolus. The transcript is spliced from 3 exons. The coding region runs from base 90 to 473 and encodes 127 amino acids. The record is from RefSeq and is a predicted model, not a curated record. NCBI's taxonomy places the organism in Eukaryota, Metazoa, Chordata, Actinopteri, Cyprinodontiformes, Rivulidae. Gene Ontology annotation, biological process: dendrite extension. Gene Ontology annotation, molecular function: RNA binding.
GUUACAGCUUCUAUCCUUUACGCACGUGUAAAGCGUAGCAGCGUGUAUCCAGCUAGUUUUGAGCAAAUAACAGUUAUCACAUCUUCAAAAUGGCUAAGAGUCUCCGAAGCAAAUGGAAGCGAAAAAUGAAAGCGGAGAAGAGGAAGAAAAAUGCUCCAAAGGAACUGGCUCGACUCAAACAAGUUCUGAGUCUCGACAAGAAAGGAGAAGAUGAAAUGGCUGACUUGCAGGACAUCGCCACGGUCGUGCCUGCUGAAAAGAUAAAGAAGCAGACAGAUGUUGUCAUGGCAGAGGAAGAGGGGGACGAUGGGAAGAUGGACAUGGAUAACAAGCGAAACCCUAAAACACUUUUGGAUAAAAAUGGACAGUAUCCUGUAUGGAUGAAUCCGCGGCAGGCCAGGAAACUGAAAGCCAAACGGAUGGCAAAGAAGGGCAAGGGCAAGAUGAAGAAGAAGAAGGGUAUCGCCUGGUAAUACGGAGGAAACCAAAACAUCAAAGACAGAACUAAAUCUGCCAACUUUCUGCCAUUACUUCAAUAAGACUGGGACAUUCAUGGUUGCACAACAAAGCCUGAAAUGAUGAAA